This is a messenger RNA of Rangifer tarandus platyrhynchus (Svalbard reindeer), 591 nucleotides long. NCBI's taxonomy places the organism in Eukaryota, Metazoa, Chordata, Mammalia, Artiodactyla, Cervidae. The record is from the annotation of a GenBank genome assembly.
AUGGCCUAUGAUCAGUACGUGGCCAUCUGUCACCCUCUCCACUACAGCACCAUCAUGGGACAGGGGCUGUGCACCUUACUAGUAACUGUAUCCUGGAUUCUUUCCUGCACCAAUGCCCUGUGUCACACCCUCCUCCUGACCCAGCUGUCCUUUUGUGCUGACCACACUAUCCCCCAUUUCUUCUGUGACCUUGGUGCCCUGCUGAAGCUUUCCUGCUCAGACACAUCCCUCAAUAAGCUGGCCAUUUUCACAGCAGGAGUGGCCGUCAUCAUCCUCCCACUAGUGUACAUCCUGAUCUCUUAUGGAUGCUUUGGGGCCACCAUCCUGAAGGUCCCCUCCGCCAAGGGGAUCUGCAAAGCAUUGUCCACAUGUGGCUCCCACCUCUCUGUGGUGUCUCUGUAUUAUAGAACAAUUAUUGGGCUGUAUAUCUUCCCCUCAUCCAGCACGUCCGGGGACAAGAUCACCAUUGCCUCUGUGAUGUACACAGUGGUCACUCCACUGCUGAACCCCUUCAUUUAUAGCCUAAGGAACAGGGACAUGAUGGGGGCCCUGGAGAGACUCUUGCACAGGGCAAAAGUCUUAUCUCAAUGA